Molecule: messenger RNA, 1242 nt
Organism: Hemisphaericaspora subhashii
Lineage: Eukaryota; Fungi; Ascomycota; Pichiomycetes; Serinales; Debaryomycetaceae
Product: glycosyltransferase family 15 protein
Exons: 1
Coding region: 1-1242 (413 amino acids)
Biological process (GO): protein N-linked glycosylation; cell wall mannoprotein biosynthetic process; protein O-linked glycosylation
Cellular component (GO): Golgi apparatus; membrane
Molecular function (GO): alpha-1,2-mannosyltransferase activity
Source: RefSeq, a predicted model, not a curated record
AUGAAAGCAUCUUUGUUUUCAUCUAACAGAACUAUAAAGUAUUUGGCAGUUAUACUAACCAUAAUAGUCAUCUACACAUUAACUCAUCAUGUACCCCUGUAUAUCCCAGAAUACGGCAUGUCUGAUCAAGAACAAGAAAAACCAUCUCAACUCCAAGAACAAAAAGAACAAGAACUGCAAGAACAACAACAAAGUCUUAUUCCACCUGGUAACCAAUCCCCAACUGAUGUUAGAUUACAGUUACUUCCUGAAGAUGUAAGAAUGCAGCAAAAGGUAAAAGCAACGUUUGUUACCCUUGCCCGGAAUAGUGAAGUCUUCGAUUUGAUAAAAUCAAUCAGAGAAGUUGAAGAUAGAUUCAAUAAGAAUUUUCAUUAUGAUUGGAUAUUUUUCAAUGACGUUCCAUUUGAUCAACAAUUUAUAGACUUAACAACUUCGAUUUGUUCCGGAAAGACAAAAUAUGUGCUUAUCCCAACUGAACAUUGGUCAUAUCCUGAUUGGGUUGAUCUUGAUAAAGCUGCAGCAGGAAGGAAAAAUAUGAAAGAAGCGAAGAUUAUUUAUGGUGAUAGUGAAUCAUAUAGACAUAUGUGUAGAUUUGAAAGUGGAUUCUUUUGGCAGAAUGAGGUUAUGGAUGAUUAUGAUUGGUAUUGGAGAGUUGAACCUGGGAUUGAAAUCUAUUGUGAUGUAAAUUAUGAUGUUUUUAAAUAUAUGGAAGAUAAUAAUAAGGCUUAUGGAUUCACAAUUUCAAUUCAUGAAUAUAGAAAAACAAUUGAAAGUUUAUGGGGUCAUGUUAAAGAUUUUAUUAAAGCAAAUCCUCAAUAUGUAGCAGAAGAUAAUUUUAUGGAUUUUAUUAGUGAUGAUAAAGGUGAAACAUACAAUUUAUGUCAUUUUUGGUCAAAUUUCGAAAUUGGGUCACUUAAUUUCUGGAGAUCAGAAGCAUACAGAAAAUUCUUUGAUUAUUUAGAUCGUACUGGAGGAUUCUUUUAUGAAAGAUGGGGUGAUGCACCAAUUCAUUCUAUUGCUGCUUCAUUGUUUUUGCCAAAGAGUAAAAUUCAUUAUUUUGAAGAUGUUGGUUAUAAACAUGGUCCAUAUACUCAAUGUCCUUUAGAUCCAGGUUAUAGACGCGAAAGAAAAUGUUCUUGUGAUCCAUCUAGGGAUUUCACAUUUAGAGGAUAUUCAUGUGGGAAGAAAUAUUAUGAAAAAAUGGGAUUGGAAAAACCACCACUUUGGGAAAAGUAUACUUGA